Toxotes jaculatrix (banded archerfish) is the source of this 5420-nucleotide messenger RNA. RefSeq names its product NPC1-like 1 (gene npc1l1). The transcript is spliced from 21 exons. The coding region runs from base 144 to 4205 and encodes 1353 amino acids. Gene Ontology annotation, cellular component: membrane. Gene Ontology annotation, molecular function: lipid carrier activity. The record is from RefSeq and is a predicted model, not a curated record. Lineage: Eukaryota; Metazoa; Chordata; Actinopteri; Toxotidae.
CUUUGAUACCACAGAGCACCUCUCUCACAGUCUUGCUUUGUCUAAUGCAUCUUCCAACAGGGCAACAGUGAUUAACAUACUCUCCAUUUUACUGUACCCGAGGACCCUGACUCUUCUCUGUUGCUCAAAGACCCUCAGGAAUCAUGGUCCGAGUCACAGCCCUGAUCACUCUUCUGACUUGUAUGGUGCUGUCAGAGGCCCAGCAUGAACCUGGCUACUGUGCUUUCUAUGAGGAGUGUGGUCGUAACCCUUCAGUGGGAGAGUCCCUCAUUCCUCCUAUUGUCCCCUGUCUCAACUACAGCCCUGCCCGACCCGUCACAGGAGAACACUACAGGAAACUCAAAAAUGUGUGUCCCAUUCUGGAUCGUGGUGAGAACAACACGUACGCCUGCUGCUCCCUCAAACAGUUGUCAUCCCUGGAAAUGAGUCUGACCCUGUCCAAGGCUGUGCUGGUCCGCUGCCCUUCCUGCGCUGAAAACUUUGCCCACCUGCACUGCAUCAACACCUGCAGCCCCAACCAGAGCCAGACAGUAAAAGUCACCAAGGUCAUGAAUGUCACUCAACUGGGCAAGCCGAGGGAGGCUGUGGUGGGUUACCAGGCGUUCAUCAGCACCAGCUUUGCAGAUGGCGCCUUCCAGUCUUGUAAAAACGUCAGGAUCCCCGCCACAGGAGGCUUCGCCAUCAGCACCAUGUGUGGUCGGUACGGCGCCAAGCUGUGCACCCCCCAGCGCUGGUAUGACUUCCAGGGGGACUCCAGUAAUGGCCUGGCUCCACUGGACAUCGACUUCAAGCUGAUUAAAGAGGGAGACACUGAGGGACUACCAGAGGGUGUGAUUCCCUACAAUGGACGUGCACUGAAGUGUAAUGAGACCACACCAUCAGGAGGUCAGGUCUGCUCCUGCCAGGACUGCCAAGAGUCGUGCCCGAGUGUGCCUCCUCCACCACUGCCACCCGCCCCCUUCACGCUGUUGGGGACAGACGGCUUCCUUGUGAUUUCUGUUAUCUUACUCGGUGUCCUGACACUUUCCUUCCUGUUAUACCUCUCUGUCUCUUCCCUGGUGAAUUCUAAGAAAAGAGUCGAUGAGGAGGGAGGAAAGAGAAAGAAGAAAGGCAAAGACCAGAACAGUAACAAUGUGACUCAGCAGGUCAUUCACCCGUCAGAGGUGACGUGCACUGACAGGAACAGCCUGGCAGCUCAAGCUUUCCUGAGUUUAGAGUUUCAGCAUUGGGGAACCCUCAUGGCCUCUUAUCCCCUCACAGUGCUCCUGGUGUCGUUUGUAGUCGUGGCUGCUUUCUCUGCCGGCCUUAAAUCCAUUGAGCUCACCACUGACCCGGUUGAGCUGUGGUCUGCUCCCAACAGCCGGGCCCGACAGGAGAAAGACUUCCAUGACAAGCACUUUGACCCCUUCUUCAGGACAAACCAGCUAAUCUUGACAGCGCCAGACAGAAAAGGCCAAAUUUAUGACUCUUUGCUGUUUGGACAGCAGAACUUCAGUGGGCUUGUAUCUAAGGAUCUGAUCAUUGAGCUGCUGGAGCUCCAGGAACGAAUACGGAACAUCGAGUUCUGGUCAGAGGACCUGAACCGCACAGCAAAUCUGAAGGAUGUGUGCUUUGCACCGCUGAACCCAUCCAACCCCUCCCUGACGGACUGCGCAGUCAACAGUUUGCCGCAGUACUUCCAGAACAGCCUGGAUAACAUUAAUGCUAAGGUGAACAUGACCGAGCUGGGAGUGACCAGAGAGGUGGACUGGAGAGACCACUUAAUCUACUGCCUCAACUCUCCCCUGUCCUUCAAAGACAUUACUGAUUUAGGUAUGAGCUGCAUGGCUGACUACGGAGCUCCUGUCUUUCCCUAUCUGGCUGUGGGAGGCUAUAAGAAUGAUGACUACACCAGCGCUCAGGCUUUCAUCCUCACCUUCUCCCUCAACAACUACGUUCGCGACAACCCCAAGUUUAAAGUGGCCAUGCAGUGGGAGAAAGAGUUUCUAAAAACUGUCCAAGAGUACCAGAAAAACCCGGCCACCAACUUCACCUUUGCAUACAUGGCAGAGAGGUCUCUGGAGGAUGAGAUUAAUCGGACAACAGCUGAGGACAUCCCCAUUUUUAUGAUCAGCUAUGCUGUGAUCUUUGUUUACAUUGCGGUUGCAUUGGGGGAGUACUCUUCAUGGAAACGUGUUCUGGUGGACUCCAAGUUCCUGGUAGGUCUGGGUGGGAUCCUGGUGGUUGGCUGCUCUGUCCUGGCUUCCAUGGGCUUCUACUCCUGGAUUGGCAUCCCCUCCUCGCUGGUCAUCCUGCAGGUCGUGCCCUUCCUGGUGCUUGCUGUAGGAGCUGACAACAUCUUCAUCUUUGUUCUGGAGUACCAGAGAGAUGUACGGAGACCUGGGGAGAAGAGAGAGGAGCAAAUUGGGCGUGUCCUUGGAAAUGUAGCUCCCAGCAUGCUCCUGUGCAGUCUCUCUGAGUCUGUCUGCUUCUUUCUAGGGGCCCUGUCCACCAUGCCAGCAGUCAAGUCCUUUGCUCUGUAUGCUGCUCUAGCUGUGCUCAUGGACUUCGUCCUCCAAAUGACAGCCUUUGUGGCACUGCUGUCCCUGGAUGCCCGGCGCCAAGACAACAACCGCUGUGAACUCCUCUGCUGUGCUACAGUGUCAACCCAGCGCCCCAACAAGCCAAAUGAGGGUUUUCUGCUGCCCUUCAUGAGGAAAUACUAUGCCCCUGUCCUUCUGCACCGUUACACCAGGAUCAUAGUGAUGUUUGUUUUCAUCUUUAUGUUCUGUGCAUCAUUAUUCCUCAUGUUUAAUGUCACGGUUGGUCUGGAUCAGGAGCUGGCUAUGCCUAAGGGCUCUUAUAUGUUGAAAUAUUUCCAGUACCUGUACAAAUACUUUGAAGUUGGAGUCCCUGUUUACUUUGUGACAAAAGGGGGCUUCAACUACACCACUGUGGAGGGCAUGAAUGCGAUCUGCUCCAGCGUGGGCUGUGAUCAGUUCUCACUAACCCAGAAGAUACAAUAUGCCACCAAUUACCCUGAUCGAUCCUACUUGGCUAUUCCGGCUAACUCUUGGGUGGACGAUUUCAUCGACUGGCUGAACCCUGGAUCCAGAUGUUGUCGUCUUUACACCAUCGGUCCAAAUGCUGGAAAGUUCUGUCCUGCAAGUCAAUCUGCUUUCCUUUGCGGGCGCAAGUGUAUGGCUAAUCCUUCAGAUGGCGUCCUCAGGCCCACUGUGGAACAAUUCAACCGUUUCCUCCCUGACUUCCUGGGUAACAGGCCUGACCUGCAGUGCCCCAAAGGUGGUCUAGGAGCCUACGACAAGGCCGUGGUGAAAGAUGCAAGUGGAGAAAUUAUAGCCUCUCGGUUCAUGGCUUACCACACACCUUUAACCAACUCUCAGGAGUACACUGCUGCGCUGCUGAAGGCCAGAGAGCUAGCUCACAACAUCACCCGGAGCAUGAGGAAUAUAUCAGGCACCUCAUCUGACUUUGAAGUUUUUCCUUACACGAUAACUAAUGUGUUUUACGAGCAGUACCUGACUAUUGUGCCAGAAGGACUCUUCAACAUCUCCCUGUGCCUGCUGCCGACCUUCGUGGUGUGCUGCCUGCUGCUGGGCUUGGACCUCCGCUCCGGCCUGCUCAACGUGAUCACCAUAAUCAUGAUCGUCAUAGACACUGUUGGCGUCAUGACACUGUGGAGCAUUGAUUAUAACGCCGUGGCCCUCAUCAACCUGGUCACGGCGGUGGGCAUCUCUGUGGAGUUUGUCUCACAUAUGACAAGAUCCUUUGCACUCAGCACCAAGCCCACACAUGUGGAAAGAGCCAAGGAGGCCACUGCAAAUAUGGGCAGUGCGGUAUUUGCUGGUGUUGCUAUGACCAACCUACCAGGCAUCCUUGUGCUGGCGUUUGCCAAAGCGCAGCUCAUCCAGAUCUUCUUCUUCCGGUUAAAUCUGGUCAUCACACUUCUGGGGAUGGCUCACGGACUCAUCUUCCUCCCUGUGCUGCUCAGCUACUUUGGUCCUGGUGUGAAUAAGGCCGUGUUGCUGCAGCUCCAGCAGGACAAAGCAAAGGCCACUCAGGAUCUUGAGAUGAGGGGCAACACGAGACCAGCCUACGAUAACCUGAGCUAUGAAGACAAUGAGACAAAACCAGACCCAGGCUCAAACUCCAGAAAGGCUGUCACAGACGCAGACCUUAAAAAAAUUAAAACUGACCGUGUCUGAGCCCCAACAACAAAAACUGUUUAUGAAAGCUCUGAUGAGUAAAUACCUCUGUAACAAACUUCAUAAGGACAAGCACAGAAAAGGACAGUGAUAGCAAACAAAGAGUCAGAUAUUUGGCUCCUCCAUAUGGAGAUCAUUAUCUAAACAAUGUACCUCAAUCAUAAAUGGACCACUGGGAUGGUCGACAACAGUAAACAGUUGUGCAAUAUUCCUGAGCAAUGCAAGAGCGGACGGUUGCAGGGAGAAUCAACCUUCCUGUCUCAUCAAAUGGAAAACUACACGUCUCUCUUCACAAGCGCUGCAGCUGGGAAAGAUUUGUUUUUUAGUUGUGGAAUCAUAACAGGAAAGAAAGUCAAACAAAUGUUCUUGAAUUAGUCAUUUUGUAUUAUUUUUAUUGAAUGUAAUUAUUUUGUAUGUGAAUACUUCACAUUGUCACUGUUUCGAGUGAUUUAAAGUAACACACACUCCAGGAAUUUAUAUGAUAGUUUCUUUAGUUGCAGUGCAAUGCUAUUGUGGUCAAAGUGCAAUCAGUUAAAAAAAAAAAAAAACAUUUAAUGUUUUUCUUAUGUGAAUAAAUAGCCUUACUGAAAACACUUCACAUUAUAGUUUUCUAAGGUAGGUGUUUGGAAAGUACUAUUAGGGAAUACUGGCCCUGCAGAAGUGUUGACUUGGUUGUAACACUUUUUAAAUUUGUUGUUUGAGUGUGGGAAAUACAUGCACACACUUUUUUAUUCAAGAGACCAAAACUGUAGCAGCGAUUUCCCACAGACUUGCAACACUGUAGGAUGCUCUCCUUAAAAUUGUAUUAGGAAAAGUACAGAAGUGUUGAUGAAUUAGUUCGGGUUCAAAACUCUGCACUUGUUCUAAUGCAAUUUAAAAAAAAGAAAUUAAAGAGAGCAAAGUCUACAGUGUCGUGUGUCCUCAAGAAGUAGAAAUAAAAUGUAUUGUUUUCAUUAUCAGUUAUUUAACUCAUCCCUCCAUAAUGUUUUUGUUUUUCUAUCUCCAUUUGUUCAAUUUGCUUUGAGGAAGAUUAAGAUCUGUUCUCACUUUGCACUGGGUCUGACUGUGACACAAAGGUCAGGUUUGAAUCAUGAGAAACAAUAUUGUAUUAUUUUUCAUACAUUUUCACAGGCUGUCCCUAAAAGAAAAGGGAUUGUUUUAGGCAUGUUGAUGUCUUCUUAGUCGGUCUUUUACUUGGAAGCAUCCUGCUCUACA